UCUUAGCGAUCCUGCAGAUUGUUACUCCAUGUUCAGAAUGUAUCCUCAUUGCUUCCAUGCACUUCAUACCACAUUGGUUGAAGACUAUGGAUUGAAGUCAACACGGCAAAUGUGUUCUAUGGAGGCUCUUGGUAUGUUCUUAUGGAUGGUUGGAGGUCCUGAACCGGUAAGUCAAGCACAAAAUCGUUUCAAGAGGUCUAAAGAAACAAUUCAUCGUAAAUUCGAUGAGGUGUUGGAGUGCUUGGUUUGUUUGGCUACGGAUAUCAUUAAACCAAGAGAUCCGGAAUUCUCCACUUUGCAUUCAAGGCUUCAAGACUCGAGAUUCUAUCCCCACUUCAAUGACUGUAUCGGUGCAAUUGAUGGGACACACAUACGUGUUGUUGUCCCCACCGAUGAGAUUGUAAACCAUGUGGGACGAUAUGGAUAUCCGACGCAAAAUGUGAUGGCUGUGUGUGACUUUGACAUGAGAUUUACAUCAAUAGUUGCCGGAUGGCCGGGGUAUGCACAUGACACAAGGAUAUUCAAAGAUACCUUGAGAAAGUAUGAAGAAGAAUUCCCACAUCCACCCCCAGGAAAAUAUUACCUUGUUGAUUCCGGAUAUCCCAAUCAAACCGGCUAUCUUGCUCCAUAUAAGGGACAAAAGUACCAUCUACCGGAGUUUCGACAAGGCCGCAAACCAAGUGGAAAAGGAGAAGUCUUUAAUCAUGCACAUUCAUCGCUCCGAAAUGUCAUUGAGCGAGCCUUUGGUGUCUUGAAGAUGAAGUGGCGUAUUUUACUACAUAUCACAAGUUACCCAAUUCUGAAGCAAACACGCAUCAUUGUUGCAUGCAUGGCACUUCACAAUUGGAUAAGAGAGAGUAAUCUACAUGACAAAGAGUUCUACAAGUGUGAUCAAAAUGAAAACUAUAUGCCGGGAAACAUACAACCUGAACCAUCUGUACCACUUCCUGGAGUUCAGUUGGGUGUUGAGCAUGGAGACAUGCAUGUGAUUCGCGAAAAUAUUGCGGAUGGUUUGAUGGGAGAUGUGUAG
Lolium rigidum is the source of this 1030-nucleotide messenger RNA. RefSeq names its product protein ALP1-like. The record is from RefSeq and is a predicted model, not a curated record. NCBI's taxonomy places the organism in Eukaryota, Viridiplantae, Streptophyta, Magnoliopsida, Poales, Poaceae. Bases 29 to 1030 code for a protein of 333 amino acids. The transcript has 2 exons.